This is a messenger RNA of Ectocarpus sp. CCAP 1310/34, 1272 nucleotides long. The record is from the annotation of a GenBank genome assembly. Lineage: Eukaryota; Phaeophyceae; Ectocarpales; Ectocarpaceae.
AUGAACGGCUGCAUCUGCUGCACGGUCCGCGGCGACCUCGUCGAGGCGCUGAAGCGCAUGAGCAAGAAGCUGUCUGCCUUCGACGCUGUCCUGAUCGAGACUACCGGUAUGGCUGACCCCGCCCCUGUGGCGCAGACCUUUUUCGUCGAUGACGAGGUGCAGGAGAAGUUUCGUCUGGACGGCAUCGUGACAGUCGUCGACGCGGCACACGUAGAGCAGCAUCUGGACGAGGAGAAGCCCGAGAAUGUCGAAAACGAGUCCAUCGAGCAGAUCGCCUUCGCUGACCUCGUCAUCCUGAACAAGACCGACCUGCUGUGCAAGAAGGACGAAAAGCUGGCCGCCGCCGCCGCCGACGACGACGGUGCCUGCAACGAGACCGACGCCCGAGCCCCCUACGGCAACAACGCCAUGCCCCCGACCGACGCCGACACGGCCAAGGACGCUUCCAAGACGCCGGUCGAGGGGGCCCUGGCCAAGCUCGAGGCGCGCAUCCGCUCCAUCAACCCGUCCGCUCCAAUCAUUCGCUCCGAGUUCUCUCGCGUGCCGCCGAAGAAGCUGCUGAACCUGUCCGCCUUCGACCUCCAGCGCGUGCUUGAGAUGGACCCCGAGUUUCUUGAGAGCGACGGCACCGACCACGUGCACGACGACUCCAUUUCCUCCGUUGCCUGGUCCUUCCCGGGCCUGGAGCUGAACGUCAACCUCCUGCAGCUUUUCAUCAGCAAGCUGAUGCAGGAGCUUGGCACGGAGCUCUUCCGCUACAAGGGCGUCCUCGCUGUCAAGGGCUGCCAGGAGAAGUUCGUCUUCCAGGGCGUGCACAUGCUCUUCUCCGGCGGCUUCGCCUCGGAGGCGAUGGGCCCCGAGUCCGUCGAGAUCGACCCCAAGAUGAGGCCGAACGGCGACGGCACGAAGGCCACACCGCCGGGGCUCUGGGCCAGCGACGACGAGCGCGAGUGCCGCUUCAUCUUCAUCGGCAAGCACAUGAAGGAUAAGCACGCUGAGCGCCUCAAAAAGGAAUUCCUCGCGUGCGCCGCUGAGGACCCUCUGCGCUUCGCCGUCGGCGACUACGUCGAGGCACGCGCCAGCGGUGGCUGGAAGAUGGCCAGGGUCCUGAAGACCUGGGACGCCGGCAACUGCUACCGCCUCGAGCUCCAGAACGCCCGUAAGACCAACGUGUGGGGUCCCAUCGACGACGAAGCGUUUGUGCGCCAGCCCGACGAGGCCGAGGUCGCUGCGGCUAAGGCCAAGGCUGCGGGCCAGAAGCAGAAGGUCUAA